UUCCUCUCAAGGGAAUUUGUCCUGGAUGAAAACUAGGGACUGGACCCCCAGGCUUGUUGGCGUCUCCCUGUCUGUGCUAUAGAAGGAAAUUCACUUUGCACUGACAGCUCUCAGGAUGGACUCGUACCUGAUCCAAGUGAAUGGCCAUGGAGAUCAUGCCCCUAUGCUAGAUGUUCAUCUCAAGAACACUGGGAGCACCAUAUCACCAGGGAAGGUGAAGGGUCGGAAGCCAAGAUGGGCCAUCAGGGCUUCUGAAAUGUCAAAGAAGACUUUUAAUCCUGUUCGAGCCAUUGUAGACAGCAUGAAGGUGGAGCCCAACCCAAAGAAAGCCAUGAUCUCCUUGUCCUUAGGAGACCCGACGGUCUUUGGAAACCUUCCCACAAAUGAUGAAGUCACACGGGCUGUGAAGGAGGUUUUGGACUCAGGACAGUACAAUGGUUAUGCUCCAUCUGUUGGCUACCAGUCCUGCCGGGAAGCUGUGGCUGCAUACUACAACUGCCCGGAGGCACCACUGAAGGCCCAGGAUGUCAUCUUAACAAGUGGCUGCAGCCAGGCCAUAGAGCUUGCCUUGGCAGUGUUGGCCAACCCAGGCCAGAACAUCCUGGUGCCACGGCCUGGCUUCUCCCUCUACAAGACUCUAGCAUUGUCUAUGGGGAUAGAGGUCAAACUCUAUAACCUCUUGCCAGAGAAGGCCUGGGAAAUUGAUUUGGAGCACUUGGAGUCCUUGGUGGAUGAGAAAACAGCUUGCCUCAUUGUGAACAACCCAUCGAACCCCUGUGGCUCUUUGUUCAGCAAGAGCCACCUCCAGGAGAUCCUGGCAGUGGCAUCAAGACAGUGUGUGCCCAUCCUGGCUGAUGAGAUCUACGGAGACAUGGUAUUUGCUGACUGCAAGUAUGAACCCAUUGCAACUCUCAGCACCAAUGUGCCAAUCUUGUCCUGUGGUGGCUUGGCAAAGCGAUGGCUCGUCCCUGGCUGGCGGAUGGGCUGGAUCCUAAUUCAUGACAGGAGAGACAUCUUUGGUAAUGAGAUCAGGGAUGGCCUUAUAAGACUGAGUCAAAGGAUCCUAGGACCCUGUACAAUUGUCCAAGGAGCACUGGAGCGUAUCUUGCACCGAACACCACCUGAGUUCUACCACAACACCCUAAGCAUCCUCAAGUCUAAUGCUGACCUUUGUUAUGCUGCCUUAUCAGCUAUCCCUGGCCUUCAGCCUGUGAGGCCUGCUGGAGCCAUGUACCUGAUGGUUGGGAUUGAGAUGGAGCAUUUCCCGGAGUUUGAAAAUGAUGUGGAGUUCACCGAGCGGCUCAUCUCGGAGCAGUCUGUGUUCUGCCUGCCAGCCACGUGCUUUGAGUACCCAAACUUUUUCCGCGUAGUGAUCACCGUGCCUGAGGAGAUGAUCUUGGAGGCCUGCAGUCGCAUUCAGGAGUUCUGUGAGAUGCACUACCAGGGUGCUGAGGGGGCUCAGGAUCUGGAGUGUGACAAGUAGCUACAGCUGACCCCCUGCCUCUGUCAGGCUAGACCUUGUAUGAGGCAGCAAGCCUCACCCUGCCUGUAAGCAGUCACUGUCCUGCUGCUUCACUUUUUGUGCUCCACAGACUCCUCAGCAUUAUGGAAGGAAGAUGACACUUCUCUCUCCUCCUCCACUAGAGCUCGCACACCCCCUUGCUUCCAGUCCCCCAUAUCUCUGUAGACUCAGCAUCUGUGCCCUGUCUUGGUCUGUGCUACCUGUGAACCAGCUGCAGGCAGGGGCAGAAGGUUGUUCCUGAGCUGGGCCCUGUGACAAAAGCCCUGUUGGCCUGUGGCUCCUGUGCUGGCCACAAUUCCCCUUGGGGAGAGGAGAAGGCUGCUGUCUUGGAGGAUAAGAGAAAAGCACCCACAUCUCACUUACCUAUGUUACCUUAGGAGUCCAGAGCUCUUUAUACUGAGCCCUUUGUGUGAUAAAGGGAGUAAGUUAUUGUAACUUUUUUUAUUAAUAAAAAUUCUGACAUGGCAGUCGUGCACUGUC
Messenger RNA from Sturnus vulgaris (Common starling), 2002 nucleotides. The record is from RefSeq and is a predicted model, not a curated record. NCBI's taxonomy places the organism in Eukaryota, Metazoa, Chordata, Aves, Passeriformes, Sturnidae.